Molecule: messenger RNA, 2001 nt
Organism: Myxocyprinus asiaticus (Chinese sucker)
Lineage: Eukaryota; Metazoa; Chordata; Actinopteri; Cypriniformes; Catostomidae
Product: alpha-2-antiplasmin-like
Exons: 9
Coding region: 136-1506 (456 amino acids)
Biological process (GO): negative regulation of endopeptidase activity
Molecular function (GO): serine-type endopeptidase inhibitor activity
Source: RefSeq, a predicted model, not a curated record
UACAGUGAUCUGUCCUGGAACUACAUCAUUCACUCUCACAAAUUUUAUCACCAGUUUCUUGCGAAAAUUUUGGUUUGGGAGGGAAGGAGGACACAGGGAACCGGGUUUCUUCAGUCUCAGGCCAACUGUUACAACAUGAAGCACUGUCUAGUAGUGCUUACCCUGAUCUGUUUCUUUAGGUCUGAACUUAUGGCUUCUGAUGCAACAGAUAAUGGCAAAGGGAAUUGCAAUGACAUCUUAAGUCUAGAGGCUCAACGUGCAGUUGGUGGUGCAGUGGCAAAACUUGGCAUGGAGCUUUUAAAGAAUCUGCAGCCUAGGCCUGAGCAACCAAAUAUAAUUAUAUCUCCUCUGAGUGUCUCUCUUGCUCUUGCUGAGCUUGCUUUGGGAGCUAGGAACAAGACAGAGGAGAAGUUGUUAGAAGUCCUUCAGCCACAAGAGUUGACUAAUUUUCAUGAAACCUUAAGCUGUCUCCAAGAGCAACUAACUGCCAAGGCUGUCAAAAUGGCAUCCCGUCUCUACCUCAUACCAGGUUUUAGGGUGAACCAGGACUUUGCGGACAGAUCUUUGCACUUGUAUAAAUCUAAAGCUGCACAACUGACCUCCAUUGAGGAAAUCAAUCAUUGGGUGGAAGAAGCCACCAAAGGUUGCAUAACCAACUUUAUGUCCAGUCUUCCAACUAAUGUUGUUGUUAUGCUGAUAAACGCCAUUCAUUUUAAAGGGCAGUGGCAGUCUCGCUUUGAUUCAAAGUUUACUGUAAAAGAUAUCUUCUACAUUGACAAAAAAACUUCUGUAAAGGUGGACAUGAUGAUGGGAUCCAAAUAUCCACUCAGCAUGUUUGUAGAUAGAAAGGACGGCACACAGGUUGCAAGGUUCCCUUUCCAAGGAAAUAUAAGUCUUUUGGUGGUAAUGCCAGUGCCAACACAUGGAAAUUUGUCAGCUGCGGCUGCAAAGCUCAACAUAUCAGACCUGUAUGAACAUCUCCCUAAUGAGAAGUCUAUGCAUGUAAAACUACCCAAAUUUAAACUUGAGUACCGACAGGAUCUGCGGCAAGCACUCACAAACAUGGGUCUGGGCUUGCUGUUUACUGGGCCUGAACUCUCCAGAAUUGCACAGGGCCCUUUAGUGGUCUCAGGUGUACAGCAUGCCUCAAGCAUGGAGCUAAGUGAGGAGGGAGCUGAGGCCUCAGCCGCGACCUCUGUUACACUAGUGCGUACCGUUCCUACUUUUGCAGUCAACAUGCCAUUCAUCUUUGCAUUGGUGGAUGAUGCUUCCUUCACUCCUCUCUUCCUUGGUAUGGUCACCAACCCUAACCCUGGAGUGACAGCUGAACAAAGUGAUGAGGCGAAAACUGAAAGCAGUGUGAUACGAACCAAUGCACCCCUGAAGGAUGGAACACUGAGUGAUGGCCCGCAUUGGGAAAACAUGCUAAGUUAUGUGUUAAAUAUGUGGAAGGAAACCGUUCCUCAGCAGUUCCUCGGACAUCAAGAGAUUGUGAAUGGGAACUAAAUUGAGAGAUGUGUAUAGAUCUGUUCAUAUUACAGACUUUGCCCACUUUUAUGUGCUUUUGUGAAAUGCAGGGUGUUGCUGUUUAUGACCUGCAACUAUUGAACACAUGAGAUGACCAUAGACAUUAUUCAGAGCUUAUUCUGACCUUAUUUUGAAUAAGGUCCAUAGUUUGUUUUCUGUCUUACCAAAGACAGUAAAAUUCACUAAGUGGUUUAUGUAUUACUUUCCUAAUAAUUAAAUAAAAGAUGCAGGUGUAUACAGUUGCACAAUGAAUUAAAUUAAUACAUCAUAAAAUUUAAUCCUAAUACUGUUCAUUACGAUAAUGAAAUGAGUUAUAUCAGGCAAAGAACAUACAUACUUAAAAGUGGGACCUUGUAUUCUAACAAUACACAAUGUUUUGGAAAAUGUUCUUUGUUGUGGAGAGAGCUUUUAAUCAAAAUGUAUCUCAUAUUUCUUUAUGGUAACACUUAUCAAAUAAAAUGUAAAUGAAACAUA